AUGUCUGUAGCAGCCGCCGCCGCCCGAGCGGUGCCAGCCGCCGCUCCUGCCGCUGCUCCCGCACCUCAGGCUGCCGCCAAGCCCGUCUCCAGCGAGGCCCAGGCCGAGCUGGACCGUGCCGCCCUCGAGGCGCUCGAGCUCGACUCCGAUGUCAUCACCUCCGUCCGACUUGAUGGCCUCGCUCUCACCAAGAUCGUGAAGCACUGCCGCGAUGCACACCCCGCCUCCGCCUCCGGCGCCCUCCUUGGCAUGGACCUUGGCGGAACGCUCGAGGUCUCCAACGCCUUUGCUCUGCCCAACCCCGGCCGUGGAGGUGCCGAGCGCGACGAGGAGGACGACCGCAGCAGCCGCAACGCCACCAAAUAUACCACCGACAUGGUCCAGCUUCUCCGCGAUGUCAAUGCCGACGCCAACCCCGUGGGUCUCUACCAGGGCUGCUUCCUCGGCGCUUUCCUCAACUCGUCGGUCGUCGAUGGCCUCGCUGCCAUCGCCGGCCUGAUGGAGCGCGACGGUGCCAGCGGCCGAGGCAAGGGCGUCCUCAUCGUCCACGACCUUGCCCAGUCUGCCCAGGGCAACACCGCGGUGAAGGCGUACCGCCUCUCGCCUUCGUUCGUCGAGGCUCACAAGAAGGGCAAGUUCCACACCCAGAGCCUCAUCGACCACAAGCUCACCUUUGCCAACAUCCUCGUCGAGAUCCCCGUCUCGCUCCGAAACACCGCUCUCCUCGACGCAUUCCUCAGCAGCAUCUCCACACCAAGCGCACCGGGCCCUUCCAUCGUGCAGCCCAGCACCUCGGACCUGCUGCGCAACCCACCCACCGCCGCGCUCGCUCCUUCGUAUACCUCGCUCAACCUCGCAUUGGAGCCCGUGCUCGCCUCGUCGCUCGAGGCGACGCUCGAGAUCAUGGACGAGCACGCCGCCGAGGCCGGCAACGUCGGCUUCCAGGCGCGCCAGCUCGCCCGUGAGAAGGCCAAGGCCGACGCCUACCUCACCCGAAAGAAGGCCGAGAACGCUGCACGCGAAGCGCAGGGUCUGGCGCCUCUUCCCAUCGAGGACGUCAACCGUCUGUUCAAGAUCCCCGCCGAGCCCUCGCGCCUCGAGGCGACGCUGCUGCUCGGCCAGAUCGACAGCUCCGCGAAACGCCUCGCCGAGACUGCAGCCCUCGGCGUCAUUCAGCUCAACGCCGCCAAGACUGAGCCGUUCGAGCACGUACGACACACCUUGUCGACGCGUUCGGCUCGGUCGGCAGCCAACAGGCCCGGCCACGUCAAUGCGGGGGAGACGCUCGAAGCCUUGCCUUCGCAGGCGCAGCCGGGCACGGGACGAGGCAGAGUGCAAGUUCGAAGCUUGCCGUGGCUGAGGGCAAGCAGCCAAGCUGCGGGUCGGGGCGGCCAGGUGCGCCGUCUGAGUAUCGCAACAUCCUCCCUCUCCUGCAUCUUCCGCGAUACCAUCACCUCAAGAUCGAUAUCUAAAGUAAGUGUUCAGUGCAUCUACCAGCAUCAUCCGCAUCUCUACGACGACUCGACAAAGCAUCGGCAGGGUACGUUGGACGCAGCAUUUGGACGUCAGCAAUCUGGGCACGAGAAUCGAACCGUGGCGGGUCAUUGGAGUGCACGUACAACGGACAUCACCAUUCAUCGCAUCACCAACUUGAUCCAUUCCGCUGCGCUGAGGCCGGCACGCACCAUGGUCCAUCACUCCAUCGGUCCGACACCUUGCAGCAGCGGUACGGCAGUCGGGGCGCAUCUUUCAUCACCUCGACAUUCCACCUUAUGGCUGCUUGAAUCAAGAUCGCAGGGUCGAUAUCACACUCGCGACGGGAACAGCAGCACAGGAUUGGAUGGCGUUGAAGAGGUCGAUGGGUGGAGCCCGAGCUUCGUGAUCUCAGGACCUACUGUGACCGUGGGCAUUGGCCCUCGUCUAUCCUCUUCGGACUCGCACGUCUUCUAG
Molecule: messenger RNA, 1950 nt
Organism: Moesziomyces antarcticus
Lineage: Eukaryota; Fungi; Basidiomycota; Ustilaginomycetes; Ustilaginales; Ustilaginaceae
Product: translation initiation factor 3 subunit 3
Exons: 5
Coding region: 1-1950 (649 amino acids)
Cellular component (GO): cytoplasm; eukaryotic 43S preinitiation complex; eukaryotic translation initiation factor 3 complex
Molecular function (GO): protein binding; metallopeptidase activity; translation initiation factor activity
Source: RefSeq, a predicted model, not a curated record